Molecule: messenger RNA, 2406 nt
Organism: Styela clava
Lineage: Eukaryota; Metazoa; Chordata; Ascidiacea; Stolidobranchia; Styelidae
Source: RefSeq, a predicted model, not a curated record
AUAUAAAAGAUAACAGUAGUCUGAACGGUUGGUGACUUAAUAUACAAUUUUGUGGCCACUAUAAUAUACAGAAAGGAAUAAGCAAGCAAAAAUUUCACAGGCAGACUUCGGCGAAUGGAUUCAAAUGAGUUUUUAUUUCUAUUGAAGAUCCUUGUCGCCUUUCUUGUAAUAUACUUGAUUGAUUUUUGUCGAAAAAUCUGGAGAAAAAAAAACGAUAAAGCAAGAAAAGGCGAAGAUCACCUUCAGCCCAAAUCCGAUGAAACGCAGGUUACCGAAAAUAAUGACGAAAUAAAAAGCAAUGUUACCGUGAAGGUAUACUCCGCUCAAGAUAAAGAAGAUGAUAUAUCUGGACACUCUGUAAAAGAUUCCAAUGAAAAUGUAGCAAAUAUCGAUGUCACAACUUCGCCGAAACGUGUCAAUGUUAAAAUGCGGUUUAACGAGAAUGAUUUAUUUCCGGAAAGAUCGAAAUCAGUCGGAAACAAACAACAGGAUGAAACUAGAACACUUUCUGAAGUUCGGUCGUGCGGCGAUGGAGAUUCAGGCAUAAGCUUAUCUUCAAAUAGUGGAAAGAAAGAAGUUGUAUCCACGAUCUCAGAUAUUAACAAUGUUGAUAUUUAUGAUAUAUCAGAAGUUAUUGGUUCUCACGGCGGAUCGUUGGCGAUUGCUGGAUGCAGUGUGUUAAUACCCAAAGGAGCCUUGGACCAUUUGACUGAAAUUACGCUGAAGUGUUUUUUCCAUCGACAACCUUUUCAAGACGAAAAUUGGUUGACCAUGACCCCUACAAUCCAGCUUCUUCCAAAAGGCUUGAGCUUCAAAAAAGAUGUCUUGAUAUCAAUACCGGCAUAUUUUGACCCACUAUCUCACGUCAAACUCUCUGAUAUAACGAUACAAACACGACAAGAAGAAGAAAGCAACUGGGAAAAAUUUAAGAUAGUAAAGAAUAGUUUUCCGGGCAGAAUUGUGUUCAGUGUCAAUCAUUUUACGUUAUUCCGAGCCAUCUUCCAGCGGGCGAUUGAGAAACUGUUUUCAAAAACGUUAUAUUUUGUUGGCUACGUGAAGCGAUUUACAGUAGAGAAGAAACCUAACAACUACGAAUUGGUUUGGUGUAUUUCCGACGUACAUUCGUUUGCAUCUGUCACAAGGGGAAUGAACUCAGAACAUUAUGAAAUGGUAGUGGAACCUGGGACACUUAUGAUUAGGCCCGACCAGUCUCUAAACAUCUGUAUCAACUCAGAAAACCCAAAUAUUUCUGUAGAGCCACCAGUGAUUCCAAUCAAGAACAAAGACAUUUGGCCGUACGGUGUUAUUGAAAACAAAAAAUGUGGCCUACGUCAUAUCAACGACAGUCAAGUUGAUGUAGUUCAAAUAGAGUACUGUUUCGAGGUUUGGUGCGAAGGAGACGAUCCGCGGUGUGAUAUCAUAAAAAAAGGUAAUGGUAGCUUUCAAUGGCUAUCAACGCUGAGAAGAUCAAGCAGUGUUGUCGUGGUGAAUAAAUACACGGCUGUGGAUGAAUCAGUGACUAUAAAUAAAUCUAAUAUAGACAAGGUGCGUGUGUCUUCCGUAAAAAGUCACAAGAAAUGACAUGUGUUGUUUGUGACGUGACACAGAGCAGGAAGAAUUGAAAAAGAACUAAUUUGCAAGCAAUGACCCAAGGUUUGUAUUGCUUGAAGACUGAAUAAAAAGAACGAAGUGCAAUAAAAAGUAAAUGCCGAUGGCAAUAUUUUGCUGUUUCAUCAAAUUUUAACUAAUAAUCAAUAUUUCAAAAUUCUUCAGAAUACACAUAAAAGGGGCUGUUUACCAUAUUAUUUUUUCUAAAUAUGUAUCUUUUUCCUUUCUUUUCUUAAUUCAAAUAAAGUAUUCCAAAAAUAGUGUCGGCUAACUUUAUAUAAUAAUAAUGCCCAUUUCAUAUUUGCUUUGGAAUCUGUAUGUGUAAUUUAAUUGUUGUAAUCAAUCAACCAUCUAUCUAUAAGCAACCGAUGAUGACUGUUUUUUUCUCCUGUCCUAAAAUAAGUGUUUUGAUAUUGUAAAUAAUGUUUGCAUGUGCCUUAUCCUUCCGAUUAUUGUUUAUUCCAUUCUUUUUACUGCAAUGUGUUCUUUGAUGAUAUAUUCGGAGAUAAAUCAUUCUCUCUUUUUCGGGCUCUCGUAGAAAUGCGCGAAAAUACUGAAGUUAUACCAGAUAAAUAGUUUUAUCAUCGUUUUACUUCUAGUUUUCAAGUAGAAAAUGACGAGAUUUUCAAAUAUAUAUACAAAGUAUGAAAACCGAUAUCGAUUCAGUUAUAAAUAACACGUUUUUAUAAAAAAAAAAACUGAUCUUCACGUUAUCUCAGACCAUUGAACCUUUUCCUCUCUAACACGUUUAAGAUUAAUCAUUUUAAACGUGUAGGAGAGAUUUCUUGCUAUCUACUA